This is a messenger RNA of Ctenopharyngodon idella (grass carp), 961 nucleotides long. RefSeq lists its product as uncharacterized. The transcript has 3 exons. NCBI's taxonomy places the organism in Eukaryota, Metazoa, Chordata, Actinopteri, Cypriniformes, Xenocyprididae. Bases 170 to 961 code for a protein of 263 amino acids. The record is from RefSeq and is a predicted model, not a curated record.
UACAUAUUUAAACAUGCUCAUUUAAUCGUUUCUUAGGUGCCUUGUGAUUCAGAUUCAGUGUCGUGAGGAGGAGGAGUUCAGCACAGACUCUAUACAGUGUACAGCUGGUAAAGAUGAGCGACACAACACUGUGGAGCAGCUGCGGAUCUUGCCAGUUUAGUGAAAGAACAUGUUGAUCUACAUUUUCAUACUGCUGUCAUCAGCUGAAGGUUCCAGAUCCACAGAAGUCAUCACUCCAAAAAGUGACAGAGUAUUUGCACUUGAGGGUGACAAUGUGACGCUCUCUUGUAACUACAGCGGUUCUGUUCGUGGUGUUCACUGGUAUCGCCAAUACGCAGGUUCACCACCACAGUUCCUCAUACUGGAAGAUUCAGGGGCCACUACUCCAGCUGAUCCACCCGUUCCAAGAAUAACCAUCAAUCACAGAAAAAAACAAAGUCAUGUGGAUCUGGAGAUCUCCUCUGCUGCAGUAUCAGACUCUGCUCUGUAUUACUGUGCUCUGAGGCCCACAGUCACAGGAAACACUGUAACACUGUACAAAAAACAGUUUUCAUAUGCUUAUCAAACCCUGAAAUGUGUGAGUUUUGGGAAUGUCAUCACACCAGUUGAAACUCACAUGUUUGGGACAGAAGGAGACAUUAUAAGUCUCUCCUGUAGCUACUCCUCAGGAAAAAGUUUAUUUUGGUAUCGCCAACAUCCCGGAUCAGCUCCUGAAUUUCUUUUCAUGAUUCUUCACGCCACUGGGGAAGUUUUACAAAAAUCUAAUAUUGUGGAUCAAGAUCCUCGAUUCUCUGCAAAACUGAAUGAAGAGAAAACCCAUGUGUAUCUGGAGAUCUCCUCUGCUGAAGUGACAGACUCAGUGAUGUUCUACUGUGCUCUGGAGCCCACAGUGACAGGAAAUCCAGUGCAUGCUGUACAAAAAGUGUUUAACUGGGAGAAAGAAAGCAAGAGGUGCCGUUGA